AUGGGUUCUAGUGUUGGAAGACACAGCCAGAUGAUAAUGCGCAACUUCCAGAAAAUCAGAAUUAUUUGUGAAGCAAGAAAUAGCAAUCCAUCCCAAAUCCUAAGCUUUCCUGAGAGCCCAUCUGAGUGCCGCAAUUGUAGCUUCCUCUUAGGUGCAGUCUCCAACAGUUGUAUAGACCCAGAUAUCUGCUACAACUCUCGGUUUUUGAAGCCACGAAGAAGGGGGCCAAGUCAAAUUGAUGGUAAUCUCCAUCGAAUGGUGAAGACGGUCAGCGGGUUGCAGCUGUUACAGCCCAUAAGCAUCGAGAAAUAUUUUUUUUUCGAUCUUAUGGUGACGACGACGGUGAGUGAGGACUAA
Molecule: messenger RNA, 357 nt
Organism: Striga asiatica
Lineage: Eukaryota; Viridiplantae; Streptophyta; Magnoliopsida; Lamiales; Orobanchaceae
Source: the annotation of a GenBank genome assembly